AUGAAGGACCUAAUUCGAGACACCAUCUUCAGCCAUAUCAUUCGUCUUCUGACAGGCGGCAAGAUCUUCAAAUACCCCGAAGAAGAAGACCCAUCGCUAUGGAAGAAAUACGUUCACGCCGAAAAGUCGGCCAAUAUGGCCAGGCAUGGUCAAACAGAAGCUCCUGAGGGCGAUGGUGAACGGCAGAGCAGAAGAUCACAGACUAGGUCUUCUUCGGAUACGGCUAUAUCUUCGGGUGAAGGUGGGACAGUGAAUGAACCAAGUGGGAGGAUCGUUGAUAAGGAAAAGGGCAAGGACAACCCCAGAAACUGGUCACGCAUCAAGAGAUUUUUCGUCACCUUCGAGAUCUGCCUCCUCACAUUCUCCGUCUACAUUGGCUCAGCCAUCUACACAGCCGGCAUCCAAGAUGUGAUGCAAGUCUUUGGCGUCUCUCAAGUCGCCGCUACUCUUGGCCUCACUCUCUUCGUCGCAGGCUACGGUCUCGGUCCUAUGGUCUGGUCUCCACUGUCUGAGAUCCCCCAGAUCGGCCGAAACCCUGUGUACAUCAUCACUCUGGCUCUGUUCGUCGUUCUCCAAGUCCCCACUGCCCUAGCAACCAACUUUGGUAUGCUUCUUGCUUUCCGAUUCAUCACUGGUUUUAUCGGAUCGCCAUCGCUUGCAACGGGUGGAGCAUCCAUUGGUGACAUGUACAGCCCAGCCAAGAGAACCUACGGCAUUGCUGUCUGGGGUGUCGGAGCCAUCUGUGGCCCUACCCUUGGACCUCUUGUCGGAGGUUUCGCGGCCGAAAAGAAAGGAUGGACCUGGACUAUCUGGGAACUCAUGUGGUUAUCUGGCUUCUCUCUUGUUCUGUUCUUUUUCUUCCUCCCCGAGACAUCCUCUGCAAACAUCUUGUACCGCCGAAGUCGACGCCUGCGGAAGCUCACUGGCAACGACAAGCUUGUGUGUGAGGCCGAGUUGGCCACGCAAGACAUGUCUAUGAAGGAUGUCGCGGUGAUGACUCUCGUACGGCCUUUUCAGUUGAGCUUGGGCGAGCCAAUUGUGUUUGUGCUUAACCUUUACAUCGCUCUCAUCUACGGUCUGUUGUACAUCUGGUUCGAGUCAUUCCCUAUUGUCUUUGGCGAGACUUAUGGCUUCUCUCUGGGUAUCCAAGGCCUUGCUUACCUGGGUAUCUUGAUUGCAGUCUUUGUUGUUCUACCACCAUUUGUGUGGUAUCAGCACAAGUACAUUGAGCCAAAGUUCAACGAGAAUGGAGAACUCAAACCUGAGUGGAGAUUGCCACCGUCAUUUGUUGGUGCCUUUGCAAUUCCUAUCUGCCUGUUCUGGUUUGGAUGGUCUUCACGUGCAAGCAUUCACUGGAUUGUACCGAUCAUUGGCACGGGUUGGUUCUCUAUUGGAGCAUUCUUGUUGUUCAACUCUGUCUUGAACUAUCUUAGCGACGCGUACCCCGAAUAUGCAGCUUCAGUUCUUGCCGGCAAUGACUUCUUUCGAAGUGCAUUUGGUGCCGGAUUUCCACUAUUUGCAUCGGCUAUGUAUAAGAACCUUGGCGUUGGUUGGGCCAGUUCUACAUUAGCCUUCAUCUCCAUUGCCUUUAUCCCCAUUCCGUUCUUGCUCUUCAAGUACGGUGAGUGGAUCAGGCACAAGAGUAAGUAUGCUCGUCAUGAUCUGUAA
Molecule: messenger RNA, 1668 nt
Organism: Fusarium pseudograminearum CS3096
Lineage: Eukaryota; Fungi; Ascomycota; Sordariomycetes; Hypocreales; Nectriaceae
Exons: 3
Coding region: 1-1668 (555 amino acids)
Biological process (GO): xenobiotic detoxification by transmembrane export across the plasma membrane
Molecular function (GO): fluconazole transmembrane transporter activity
Source: RefSeq, a predicted model, not a curated record